Molecule: messenger RNA, 1032 nt
Organism: Colletotrichum siamense
Lineage: Eukaryota; Fungi; Ascomycota; Sordariomycetes; Glomerellales; Glomerellaceae
Exons: 2
Coding region: 1-1032 (343 amino acids)
Source: RefSeq, a predicted model, not a curated record
AUGCCCAUCACCAUUCAAAUUACCGACCAUCCUGCUAGGACCUGGUCCAAACCCAGAGCCACCACCCCUGAUGACGUCCUCCGAAAAGCUUGCCCGAGAGACAAUGAUGAAGCUUACGACUGGCGCCCCGAAAGUGCUCAACAGGUCCCACUGGGACCCUUGACAAGAAGAAACAUCAUCCAAUCCUCUUUUUCGUCUGAGUAUCUACGCAAGACACACACCACCCCAUCGCAAAAUGGGUUCUUGUGGACCGCCUACCAUGCCUACAGCGACCAUCACAACCUCCACAUCCGACCGGAAGAUAUUUGGUUCGCCAUCUUGACGCAACUGAGCCAUUACAUCAAUGCCAAUUCUGAACGUCUCAGGUCUUUCUUCGUCGAGCAUGAGGGGCAGAAGAAGCUUGAAAUAUGGGCUGAAUCGACCUCGAUCGACUUUGGUGACCUUGCAGAAUGCUUCUCGGAAAUGAUCUCCUCAAACGUCAAGGAUGACGAAUUGCAUGACUGGAUCAUGCCGUCGUUCACGACCACGUCUGACAACGACCGCGUCGUUGCAUCGAUUCUGUUCAUGGGAUCAAUGCGAGACUAUUUCUCCUACGAGGCACAAUUGUCGUGCGGCAUACCAUCAGUGACCCUGCUCGGAGAGGCCACGGACUACAGGGACAUCCUGAGGCGUCUUGACAAGAUUGAAGAUUUUGGGGACGAGCCAAAGCAAUUUGCGACGUUACUGAAGCCUAUCCUUGAACACAUGGUCAUGUCAUUCGAGGUGCCCAGCAGUCACCCGCAAGUCGAGGCAUUCUGGAAUAGGAUGGUCACAUUCCACGCCGGAUUCAGUGGGGGUGACCACAUCUCUGGAUGGCUUGGUGUCUUUUCCUUCUGGAAGACGUCGGGCCAGACUUCGCAGGGUGCAUCUGGCAACUGGGUGCCUCACAUUAUCGAUGGCAUUCCGCGAAUGAAUCUUUUGAUGGCUGAUUUUGCGGCUGGAGCCGCUUCAGUUGGUGUCACCAUCAGAAGCAUCAGAAGAUUUGCCGCCUAG